GGGAAGGCGCACAGUAACCUAUCGCCUUGCACUUCCGCCAGCAGCGACAGCGCGGAGGUAUGUCUGCGGCUCCAAGUUCCCUCGGCCCAGUGACAGGAGGUGGCGAGGCGACAUUGGCAGCCUCCAGUCCCCCGUUGCUGUCCAGAGCGCCUGAGGUAUUCUCUUCCUUGCCUUUACCCCCGCUCCCUUUCAUGUCCGGUAUACUCGGCCCAGUAGAUGAGGCGGACUCCGUGGACGGACCAGAGUAUGAAGAGGAGGAGGUGGAGAUCCCACUCAGUGCGCCACCGACCAACCAGUGGUACCAUGGAAAACUGGAUAGAACUAUUGCAGAGGAACGCCUUUAUCAAGCUAGCAGGACUGGAAGCUAUCUGAUUAGAGAAAGUGAUCGAAGGCCAGGAUCAUUUGUACUUUCCUUUCUUAGUAAAACAAAUGUUGUUACACACUUUAGGAUUAUUGCUAUGUGUGGUGACUUCUAUAUUGGUGGAAGAAGAUUUUCAUCACUCUCAGACCUUAUAGGAUACUAUAGUCAUGUAUCAUGUUUGCUGAAAGAAGAAAAGUUACUGUUUCCUGUUGCACCGCCGGAACCUGUUGAAGACAGGAGGAGAGUGCGAGCCAUUCUUCCUUACACUAAAGUGCCUGAUACAGAUGAAAUCAGUUUCUUGAAAGGAGACAUGUUUAUAGUCCAUAAUGAAUUAGAAGAUGGAUGGUUAUGGGUUACCAAUCUACGGACUAAUGAGCAGGGACUUAUUGUUGAAGACUUGGUGAAAGAAGUGGGGAGGGAAGAAGAUCCACAUGAAGGCAAAAUAUGGUUCCAUGGAAAAAUCUCCAAGCAAGAGGCUUAUAAUCUUCUUAUGACAGUUGGCGGGAUAAGCAGUUUUCUUGUGAGACCAUCAGACAACACACCUGGUGAUUAUUCACUGUAUUUCCGUACCAAUGAAAACAUACAGAGGUUUAAAAUAUGUCCAACAGCAAACAAUCAGUUCAUGAUGGGAGGUCGGUACUAUAACAGCAUUGAUGACAUUAUAGAUCAUUAUCGAAAAGAACAAAUUGUUGAAGGUUAUUACCUAAAGCAGCCUGUUCCAGUGCAGCAUCAAGAACAAGUGUUGAAUGAUUUUUUGGAUGGCAAAGAAAUCUACAAUACAAUCAAACGAAGAACAAAGGAUGCAUUUUAUAAAAAUAUAGUCAAAAAAGGAUAUCUUCUAAAGAAGAGCAAAGGAAAAAGAUGGAAAAACUUGUAUUUUAUCCUAGAGGGCAAUGAUGCUCAGCUAAUUUUUUUUGAAAGUGAAAAGCGUGCCACAAAGCCCAAAGGAUUAUUUGAUUUGAGUGUAUGUUCUGUCUAUGUAGUACACGACAGCCUGUUUGGCAGGCCAAACUGUUUUCAGAUUGUUGUUCAGCACUUUAGUGAAGAACAUUACAUAUUUUAUUUUGCUUGUGAUACUCCAGAACAAGCUGAGGACUGGAUGAGAACUCUUCAGGCCUUUUGCUGUUUACGCAAAAUAACGCAGUCUCCAUCCAAUAAGCGUCUGCGCCAGGUCAGCAGCCUUAAUUUGCAUGUUGAAGAAGCUCAUAAGCUCCCAAUGAAACAUUUUACUAGUCCUUAUUGUAAUAUCCAACUUAACAGUGUUCAGGUAGCAAAAACACAUGCCCGUGAAGGUCAAAAUCCUGUUUGGUCAGAAGAGUUUUUCUUUGAUGACCUGUCACCAGAUAUCAACAGAUUUGAGAUCAUUUUAAGCAACAAGACAAAGAAGAGUAAAGACCCUGACAUAUUGUUCAUGCGCUGUCAGCUAAGUCGUUUGCAGAAAGGACAGACGACAGAUGAAUGGUUCCAACUUAGUUCCCAUAUACCUCUAAAAGGUAUAGAGCCAGGAUCCCUGCGUGUCCGGGCACGGUACUCAAUGGAGAAAAUUAUGCCAGAGGAAGAGUACACAGAGUUUAAAGAGCUAAUUUUGCAAAAAGAAUUGCAUGUCGUCAAUGCAUUAUCACAUGUGUGUGGACAAGAUCGAACACUACUGGCCAGCAUUUUGUUACGGAUUUUUUUGCAUGAAAAAAUGGAGUCGCUACUUUUACGAACACUAAAUGACAGAGAGAUUGGUAUGGAAGAUGAGGCCACCACACUAUUUCGCGCAACAACAUUGGCAAGCACACUUAUGGAACAGUACAUGAAAGCUACCGCUACACCAUUUGUUCAUCAUGCUCUGAAAGACACAAUUCUUAAAAUUCUAGAGAGCAAGCAAUCCUGUGAGUUAAACCCCUCAAAGUUGGAAAAAAACGAAGAUGUAAAUGCUAAUUUGCAACACCUAUUGAUCCUUCUUUCCGAGCUAGUAGAGAAAAUCUUUAUGGCAGCGGAAAUACUCCCUCCGACACUGAGAUACAUCUAUGGGUGCUUACAGAAGUCUGUACAACAAAAGUGGCCUUCUAAUGCUACAAUGAGAACAAGGGUUGUAAGUGGCUUUGUUUUUCUGCGAUUAAUCUGUCCAGCUAUCCUUAAUCCAAGGAUGUUUAAUAUCAUAUCUGAUUCUCCUUCUCCAACUGCUGCAAGAACAUUGACGCUGGUCGCCAAAUCUCUGCAGAACUUAGCCAACUUGGUUGAGUUUGGAGCUAAAGAGCCGUACAUGGAAGGAGUCAACCCAUUUAUUAAGGACAACAAGCAGCGCAUGAUCAUGUUUUUAGAUGAACUUGGGAAUGUGCCUGAACUCCCAGAUACUACUGAGCAUUCUAGAACUGACCUGUCCCGCAACCUGGCAGCUUUACAUGAAAUGUGUGUCGCCCACUCUGAUGAACUUAGGACCAGUAGCAAUGAGCGAGGCGCCCAACAGCAUGUUCUAAAAAAACUUCUGGCGAUUACAGAGCUUCUUCAGCAGAAACAGAAUCAGUAUUGUGUAUCUAACAACACCAGGUAGCAGCUGGCAGCAGAUAUUCGCAUGGAUACGGCAAGCGUCGACUUGACGUCACUUCCUUCUGCUUUUUCCAAAAACGGCAUCUAUUAGCCACAUCCUAAGCGAUGUGUUGGACUGUGCUGCAACAAUCCCUCUGCUGGUGAGUACCUGGCGGCAGAUUGUUAAGCUAUCGGUGCAACCCACUUGCACUUUUCACACUUUGAACUGACGACCACCGACUCUGAGCCUUCAUCUGCGAGUCGUCUUUCACGUAGCCAAAUGCGAGAAGAUGACCGAUAGCACAUUUCCUUGUAUUAUGCCAAAGUGAGUACAUCCAAAACCUGUCGGGAUCAGUCAUUUCUAACUGGAUUACAAGCUAUUUUUAUACCAUUCUUUCUAACUGGUUUCUUUUAUGACUGUUCAGCCACCAUGGUUUAUAAAUUUACUGUUAAAACUGACAAAGAACAAAUGCUCUUUUUUUUUUUAUACCUUGUUUGUUAUGUCUUUUCUGGGAUCAUAUUAAGUUCAUGGAAAGCAAAGUUUAUUAUGUUUGUGCCACUUUGUUAUGGUAACAUUUCUCCAACAAAAACACCUAACAAGGAAACAAAAAAAAUGUAAAAGCUUUUUGUAAAAUGUUUACACCAGUAAAUAAUUUGAUUUAAAAUAAAUUUAUUAAUGAAUGUU
Molecule: messenger RNA, 3560 nt
Organism: Xenopus tropicalis (tropical clawed frog)
Lineage: Eukaryota; Metazoa; Chordata; Amphibia; Anura; Pipidae
Gene: rasa1
Product: RAS p21 protein activator (GTPase activating protein) 1
Biological process (GO): system development; animal gross anatomical part developmental process
Cellular component (GO): cytoplasm
Molecular function (GO): GTPase activator activity; enzyme binding; signaling receptor binding
Source: RefSeq, marked provisional